AUGUUGCCCAGGUCCACACGCUGCUGGGUGGCGCUGGCCGCGCUCUGUGGUGUGCUGACCACGCUGCCCGCGCCGGCGAUGGCCGGAAGUGAGAACAUCCCGCCGCACCUCAUCGAAUGCUACCAGGACGAGGGGCUGUACCACCGGGAGAACCGGCUGCCGCACACCAUCUCUGUAGUCGUCUCCCUCAUCAAGCAGAUCGAGAGCUCCCCAGGCUUCACUAUGGACGCGCGCAGCCUGACGCUGUCGCUGCUCCACAUGUUCCGCGUGGACGGCAUCGAGCGCGAUCCCGAGGUGGUGCCGUCCGAGACCACCAUCCCCUUCGGCCUCAAGGGCGCGCAGUACCACAAGCACCGCAUCCUCAUGCGGAACCUCAUCCCGCGCAGCUCCUUCCAGUUCCCCAACGAGACGCUCUCCGUCCUCGAGAAGGAUGAUCCAGCCGCUGAUCCAGUUGCGGCUGGUGCACCCGCCGCCCCCGCUGCCGCCCCCGCUGCAGCUGCCGCGGACCCCGCCCUGGAGAACCAGUCCGCCCCCGACGUGGAGGAAGACGUGUCAGGACACCCGGACGCGGAAGUUGUCGCCAACGGCACCAACGCGCAGCGCAGCGGCGCCUUCACGUGGGGCGCGGACGGGGCGGAGGCGCGCGGCGCCGCCAACGCGUCGGCGGCGGCCAGCGGCAAGCUGCAGGCCGGGCCCGGGUCGCGCAGCGCGCGCGCUGAGGCCGCGCAAUCCGACUGCCCCGUGGAGAACGGCGUGGUGUACACGCGCUGGGGCUCCGUGCAGCUGGGCACGCUGCUCGCCGGCAUCGCCACGGGCUUCGAGGCGCAGUCCCCUUUUACGUUUAUAUCACAAUAUUUAAAAUAUUAUUCUACUCUGCUUCGUGUCAAAAUAAGCUGUUACUUUUCAGGUGAUCUGGCUGAAGUGGCUCUGUGGCGAGGUCCUAAACAGACUGUGAAGGUGGGUGCGUCCGGCAAAUGGAACAGCACCCAAGUCCCGAGGUGGUAUUUCAUCGGAGAAACCAACGAGAUGACGGAUGCGGAGAUCAGGGGAGGCAUCGAUGGUCUCAUCAUGGCACUCAACGUGAGAGACUUUAACAAUAAAGCGGGUGGAGCACUUAAGCUCUCUACUUUGUUGGAGCGGUACUAUUCUUACGCCGGUGUGUUUGAUGAAGACUAUCGCGCCUGUGAGCGCCAGAGUCAUUAUAAAGAUGUUGCAAAGACGGACGUACUGAGAGCACAGACGACAAGUUUCGCUUCCGCCCUCUAUGACGCUACUCCGCUUCUGCCGACUAUACAAUCAGACGGACUAUCCAAAUAUGCAACAGAUGCAGUUGAGGAAUUAGACAGAACUGUCCCAACCCAUAAUGAAGCUGAUUGUGAUGCCAAAGUACGAUCGGCUGACGAUAAAUUCCCCGAAGCCAAAGUAAACGUAAUAGUGGUUGUGGACUGCAGAUGGAGCUAUGACGAUUUGUACCCUGCACUUUUCGCUAUAGCCGAGGAUAUCAAAUUACAUCCUCUAGGAAGUAAAAUCACUGUAAUCAGUGGGCAAAAUCACCAAGUACUAUUUGAAACAUCGGACCAACUCCAUACAUUUGCCCACAAUUUGAGAGAAAACGCUACAAUUUAUAGACAAUGUGCUACAGGAAUGAAACUUUAUGAUUUGUUGGAUGGGUCAUUAUAUGAUCAUUUUUCUAAUCAACUUGAAGCAGAGAAAGAGAACAAUGAGGCAGCAGUUCAUGCUAAUGUAGUUGUUCUUAUGCCAGAAACAAGCUAUGACAUUCCAUCAGCAGAAAUCACAAAUGUUGAAAAUAAAAUUGAUGAAUACAAGAAUCAAUAUCCAGAUGUAAGGUUUCUGGUGUUUGCAACACAAGAAAAAUUCUCCUUUAAAAUACUGCUUGAAGAUCCUGACAAAGAUUUAAUUACCUUUUACUACAAUGCUGGUACUCCAAUAGAAACAGCAGAUCUAUCAAAUCGUAUCAAAAGAAUUCCCAGGAGAAUUGCAAAUCCUGUAUGUGGUAUUGAGUGGAAGGAAAGUCAAUAUGAUAGAAUUGACAUAUAUGAAUCUAUUUCUGAUCAUCACACAGCAUAUUACCGUAUCCAUCCUAGAUACUUAUUUGGGAUUGAUUCUGAAACCAUUAAGAUAUCAGAGAAAAGCAAAGGAACUGUGAAUAUCUGUUAUUCACGAACUAACGAAUAUCCUCAUGAUGACGAUAGUGAUGAAGAUAAUGAUAGUGAAUGUACUUCACUUACUGGGUCAGAAACUGAAAUUGUAUUGAACACACCUUGUGCUGGCAGCAACACAUUUGAAACAUGCAAUCCUCUCUACAUAUCAGUUGAAGUCACAGAAUCUGAAUUAAGAUGCAAUGAUAUUUACUGUCGAGAUGUUGACGAUGUUACCAUAGAAAUCAGGCAUUCUCGUCUCACUUGUGGAGCAGCUGCACUUAGAAGUCCAAUUUCAUUUGCUAUAGCAGCAAUAUUAAUUUUCUUUAAGGUUCUAUUUAGUAGUUGAGAAUGUAAUUAUCAGGAAGCUGAAAUAAGGGAAAUGUAGAAAAUAAAUAUCCAGUAGUUUCC
Messenger RNA from Gryllus bimaculatus (two-spotted cricket), 2570 nucleotides. The record is from the annotation of a GenBank genome assembly. Lineage: Eukaryota; Metazoa; Arthropoda; Insecta; Orthoptera; Gryllidae.